Messenger RNA from Podarcis raffonei (Aeolian wall lizard), 7886 nucleotides. It is a transcript of the gene INF2, whose product is annotated as inverted formin 2. The transcript has 23 exons. Bases 422 to 4354 code for a protein of 1310 amino acids. Gene Ontology annotation, biological process: actin cytoskeleton organization. Gene Ontology annotation, molecular function: small GTPase binding; actin binding. The record is from RefSeq and is a predicted model, not a curated record. Lineage: Eukaryota; Metazoa; Chordata; Lepidosauria; Squamata; Lacertidae.
AACCGGCUGCCAGGCAGCUCCAGGCCCCGCCUUGCGGGCUCUGCCGCCGGGCGCCCAGCCCUCCUCUUCCCCCGCGCCUUCCACGUGGGAGCGCGGGCAGGGCUCUCCGGCUCCCAGCGAGUUUCUUGCAGGGUGGAGACGCAGCGGAGCUUGACUGGCUGGCGGCAGCAGCAGCAGCGUCUUGAUUUCGUCCAUCCUGGAAGCCUGUCUGCGGGGGGAUCCGCUAGAUCCCUUUCCCUCCCGCCCUCGGCUUGUUAUUUCCCCCUGAGCUUUUCGCGCUCGGUCCGCGAAGGAGUCGAGGAGGAGCCGGCGGCGAAGGAUGUGGCUGCCAUCCCCGGCUGGAUCGAAGAAGUAAGAAGCGGAGGAAGGAGAAACUAAGGAGGGGAGCGGUGCUGUCUCCACCCGGGAGUCACCGGCCAACAUGUCUCUCAAGAAGGAAGGUGUGCAGAAGAAAUGGGCUGCCUUGAAGGAGAAGCUGGGUUCUCAGGACUCUGAUCAGACGGAGGCCAACCUAGAAAACGCAGAGCCGGAGCUGUGCAUCCGCCUUCUGCAGAUCCCAUCCGUGGUGAACUACUCAGGGCUCAAGAAGCGGCUGGAGAGCAGCGACGAUGGCUGGAUGGUCCAGUUCCUGGAGCUCUGCGGACUGGAUCUCCUGCUUGAGGCCCUGGACAGGCUUUCCGGGAGAGGGGUCUCCAGGAUCUCGGAUGCCCUGUUGCAGCUGACUUGCAUCAACUGCGUGCGAGCAGUCAUGAACUCUCAGAAGGGCAUCGAGUACAUUGUGAGCAAUGAAGGCUACGUCAGGAAACUCUCCCAAGCACUUGACACCUCGAACGUCAUGGUCAAGAAACAAGCGUUUGAGCUCCUGGCGGCUCUCUGCAUUUACUCAGUGGAUGGUCACGCUCUGGCGUUGGACGCCCUGGAUCAUUACAAGACGGUGAAGAACCAACAGUACCGCUUCAGCGUCAUCAUGAAUGAGCUCUCGACCACUGACAACGUGCCCUACAUGAUAACCCUCUUGAGUGCCAUCAACGCGGUCAUCCUGGGGACAGAAGAACUGAGAGCUCGGAUGCAGCUCCGCAAUGAGUUCAUUGGUCUCCAGUUGUUGGAUAUUUUAACCAAGCUGAGAGAUAUAGAGGAUGAGGACUUGCUUAUCCAGUGUGAAACGUUUGAGGAGGCCAAGUCCGAAGAUGAUGAGGAAUUGCUGAGGAUAUGCGAUGGGAUUGACAUGAGCAACCAUCAAGAGGUUUUCUCAUCACUGUUUAACAAAGUAAGCAGCUUUCCAGCCUCCAUCCAACUGCUGUCCAUUCUCCAGAGCCUCUUGCAUCUUGAACCUUCCCAUCGCUCCAGCCUGUUGCUGUGGGAAUCCUUAGAAAUCCUAGUAAGCAGAGCCAUCUUGCUUGCAAAUGACAUACAAGGCAACAGUGUGGAAGAAGUCAUGGAGAGGCUGCUGUCCAUCAAGAAGAGGCCAAAGAAAAGAAGCCCAGACUCCCGGCGAGGCGCCAACAAAGUGAAUGAGAGCACUCAGACCAAUGAUGCUUCUGAGGGUCUUCCAAACGCCUGCCAGAAAUGUCCUCUUCCCGCGACUUGCUCUUCCGGCGGCCCACCCAACCCAGAGGCUCCAAAUGUGUCUGAGAGCGUUAUGCCAUCCCAGCUACUGACCUGCUCGGCAUUGCCUGGGCAAAGCUCCGCUCCAUCGAGUGUCCCUCUAGUGCCACCACCUCCCCCUCCGCUUCCUGGAACAAGCUGCAUGGCAUCACAACAGCUGCCACCGCCGCCUCCACCGCCACCUCCAGCUCCCCCUCUGCCUGGCAUGGCGGGGGUCCCUCCCCCUCCUCCCCCUCUGCCUGGCAUGGCAGCGAUCCCACCACCGCCCCCACUCCCAGGUAUGCCACCUCCUCCACCCCCUCUGCCUGGUAUGACUGGGAUUCCUCCACCACCCCCGCUCCCUGGCAUGGGAGGUGUGCCACCCCCUCCUCCGCUCCCUGGCAUGGGAGGUGUGCCGCCCCCUCCCCCGCUCCCUGGCAUGGGAGGUGUGCCACCCCCUCCCCCGCUCCCUGGCAUGGGAGGUGUGCCACCGCCUCCACCCCUCUCAGGCAACGUGGAUGAAAUUGUGGUUGCCCGUGUCGAGGUCCCGCUUGGGUACAACAGGCCCUUCCACAAGAGGGUGAAGACUCCGACGCUAAGGAUGAAGAAGCUGAACUGGCAGAAGCUGCCCUCCAACGUGGUGAGAGAGGGGCACUCUAUGUGGGCUUCCGUGACAAGCAGUAGCGAGGAGAUCAUUGAGCCAGACUACACAAGCAUAGAACAAUUGUUUUGUUUCCCACAAACGAAGCCCAAGGAGAAACAGGCAGCCCCGGUGAAGGUGGAACCGAAGGAGAUCACGUUUCUGGAGUCCAAGAAGAGUCUCAAUUUGAACAUCUUUUUGAAGCAAUUCAAGUGCCCAAAUGUGGAGGUGGUUGACAUGAUCCAGAAAGGCGACCGAACGAAGUUUGACGUGGAGGUUCUCAAGCAGCUGCUGAAACUCCUACCUGAAAAGCAUGAAAUAGAAAACCUGAAAUCCUUCAAAGAAGAAAAGGACAAAUUAGCAAAUGCAGAUCAGUUCUAUCUUCUGCUCCUUGGGGUUCCUAGCUACCAGCUGCGGAUCGAGUGCAUGCUCAUGUGCGAAGAGACGGCCGUUCUGCUGGAGAUGCUGCAGCCCAAAGCCGAAACCAUCAGGAGGGCCUGUGAAGAUCUCCUCACCAGCCAACGGUUGCCUGUUUUCUGUCAGUUGAUCCUGAAAGUUGGAAACUUCUUGAACUACGGAAGUCACACGGGAGAUGCCGACGGCUUUAAAAUUGGCACUUUGCUCAAACUAACAGAAACUAAAGCAAACCAGACUCGCAUUACGCUGCUCCACCAUAUUUUGGAGGAAGUAGAAAAAAAUCACACAGACUUGCUGCAGCUUCCCAAAGACAUUGAAUAUGUUUCAAAGGCAGCAGGGAUCAACCUUGAUGUGAUACGUUCUGAAUCCAGUUCCAAUCUGAAAAAGCUGCAGGAUCUUGAACGGAAAUUGUCAUCAUCAACGGAAGACGUGAGAGCCCAGUAUGGAAAAGCCAUUCAGGAGAGCAUCAGCGCUAACAAGAAGUUGGAGGCCGAGUUCGAAGUCAUUGAAACGAAGAAAGUAAAGCUUGCCAACUACCUCUGCGAGGACCCAAACAAGUUGUCUUUGGAAGAUAUGUUUAACACCAUGAAAACUUUCCGGGAUCUCUACAUCAAAGCGUUAAAGGAGAACAAGGACCGAAAGGAGCAAGCAGCAAGAGCUGAGAAACGGAAGAAGCAGCUGGAGGAAGAAGAGGCGAAGAGGCAGAAAGGAGAAAAUGGAAAGAUCAUUAAGAAAGGAGCUGUGAAGCAAGACGAAGUGUGUGUUAUCGAUGCUUUGCUGGCUGACAUCAGGAAGGGGUUCCAGCUGAGGAAAACGGCCAGGAACAAAGCCGAUACAGACACACCCGCGAAGACAUCACCCAGUCAACCGCAGAAAGGGAAAGAAAAUGGCCAGCCUGCCAAAGACCCAGCGAAGGAGGAAGGGGGAAAGGAUGUGGUUGCACAAACUAAGCUCCAGAAUCAAGUAGAAAAAACAGCUUCGGAUGUUGUAACCCCAGUUAAGACACAGGAGGCUGUCGCUGACCCCGUGGCUUCUGACAAGCCCGUUCCCGAAGUGGGGAGUGGGAGAUGUUCUCCAACCCGGCCUGGUACUGAGACGAGUUCCUUGAAUUCAUUUCCACUAGAGGGAGGCGGAAAAUCAGGAAAUGGCGCAAACGUGCAAGAGGGGGCCGUCCCUUGUAGUGCCCAGGACAACGUGGACUUCAAUGACUUGGUGUUGUCCCAGUCGACCUCCUUCAUCAAGUUUGGGAGCAGCACCUCAGGCCUCGGAAGCGAAACUAUUUCAUUAAGCUCUGGAGACCCAGCUGGCGGAACAGAACUGGUUUGUUCGCAGAACGGCUUAAAUCCAAAUGACCAGGUGAGCGGCGCCGCCAGGAAAAGCGGCAGAAAGGAGAAAGAUCCUGGACAUACCACAGAGCUACUAACCCCAGAGGCGCCGAAGGAAGCGAUCAAGGAAAACAAAGAACCUUCUAUAGACUCUCUGGUGGACAUCUCUCAGGAGAAGUCCUUCUCGGAGGAGCCGGUGACGGAUUCUUCGUGCUCAGCAGCGGUCCCUCCGGAGCAAGCCCUUGCCGACAAGGAGGGCCAAAGGGGCUCCUCAAAGCGAAAGAAGAAGAAAAGGCACAGCAAGAGCAACUCAAUGGUUGACACUGAUUUAAAAGCGAUGGUUGAUACUGGAGAUAAUAAAGCAAAAAGAGGUUGUGAGUUGCAGUGAGGUGGCGCAGCGAGACAGAAAAAAUAAAAAGAAGCACAUUCUUCAGUAACAUAUGCUAUGGAAGGUAGCCAUGGUAACGGGGGUAGAGGUGGGGUUGUUUUUUUCUCCUAGGGUGACGGUGGGUAUUUAAUAGGUAGCACCCAGAUGCAAGAGAUUUCCAAACAUACGUGCCUUAUGCGAAGUUCUAAUUCUAUACAAACUCCCUCCCGGUUUCAUGCUGUUGCGACAGGCCUCUGGUCAGUGUCACACUGGAUGAACCACUCUGGGUAACUCACAGAUCGAAUGCCUGCAGAAGCCGAGGGAGAUGUGGCCUAAAUGGUGCCUCUAGGACCCAAUGGCAGGGAUAAUUCAAGCCAACACUGUCAACUUCCUAUUGGAAGUGCUUCCAUUAAAUGACUGUAUAAAUGGGCGCUGGCCAUUGAAAGAUAUGCGGGACCAAGGUUGUGUUGUUUGUUGUUUGUUACUGUUGUUACAUGAAAUGCAAAUGCUCUGCUGUGUCUGUUCCUACAAAGACCCACGCUCCUGUUCCAACUGAAAUAACAAAUUUGGCAAUGCUAUAAGGCCUCACCAGACUAAAGCAAGCAAGUUGUGCAGGAAGGCGAACAGGAAACCCCAAGAUCUUUUCCUCAAAGCUUACUCUUUCAAACUUGUAAACAUACCAAAUAAUACACAGUUCCCAUUUUAGGUAAUAGCACUGAUAUAUACUUUGUCAUGGAAGCCUUAGAGAACCCAACAGUCAGGAAGCUAAACAAGAACUUCAUUGAUGCUUAAGCAAGAACAGAACAGCAAAAGGAAGUGCCUGACUCCACUCAGAUACAACUAGAUCCAGUGCCACCUAGUGACUACACUUUAGAAUGACACUAUCCAUGCAGACCUAUUCUGCAUAAACUCCUAGCAUUUAUGCAUCAAACACAUCAUCUGCUGUGUCAAUGACGAGCCAUGGGCAGCUGCCACAGGUCAGCAGGGAGUUAAAGCCCAGGAAUACACAGAAACACUUUAGAGCCAGGAAGACCUUGUUGUUCAGUCAAGGUCCCAGCUCAAACAGGAAACCAUUUAUAGCCCUUCUGUGCACAGCCUGGAUGGGCAGGACCAGUCCAGAGUCUUAAGAAUACUUUACUGCCAGGAACAUACUCCAGUAUGUGGCUUUGAUAGCCUGCUUCCAACACGACAGCUGCACAGAGACAUACUAGCUCCACCAAAUCCUGACAUAGUGUUCCAUCUCCAUGGACAAUAAGUCCAUCAAUGGCUACUAGGCACAAUGGCUAUCUUCUGCCUCCACUGUUGUUGGGAAUCACAAGCAGGGAGAGUUCUGUUCUCAAGACCUGCUUGCGGGUUUCCCAUCAGCGUCAUGUUGGCCGCUAUGAGAACAGGGUCCUGGGCUUAGCCUGAUCACACAAGGACCUUCUUAUGUUCCUAUGUUCCAGUUACUUCAGACAAAAAGCCCAGUCUGCGCAGGCCUCUGAAUGAAGUGGUCAGGUCCUAAAGAGAUAAAAUGGGGCUGCAUGACUUCAGAACGAGGUGAUGUUUUUGGAUGCUGCCUUAUAUAUAUAUAUUAUUUUUAAAAUCCCUGGAAGUAGAAAACUAGCACAGCUGGCUUGGCUAAAUCUCCUUCCCCCUGGGGAGUGGCAGUUUUGAAUGCAGGCUUGCAUUUUAUUUUUUUAAAAAAAAGAGAGAAAUCCCUGAAAGUCGGAAGCUAACACAAAAAAACCCAGCUAAAGCCCUUUUCUCUAGAUAAGCUAGUUGCUAUAAACUGAAGUCCGUUCAAAAGCUAUGACCACCCCCUUCCUGCAGCCUGAAGUGGUAAUAGUCGAUUCUGCCUCACAUAGGACAGAUCUAAACUCAUGGUUUAUAAAGUUAAGGAAUGGUUUUCAUAACACAGAUGGACACAUUGCACCCUACUUUUAACGUUCAUAAUGCAUUAUUAAAAUGUGGCACAAGAGGGCGCUGCAGAGCAACCAGGAACUGGCAGUAGGGAAACAGCAUUUUUACGGAGAAAACAAGGUGUGGAAAUGCUUUAGAAUUGCCAGAAUGCCCUGUGAUGUUUUGGAAUGAUAUAUCGUUCUAAUAACAUUAAACAGGUCAGUGUAGAUCCAGCCUGAAUCAGCUGCACUCUUGACUGGGAGGGUGUCGUAACUCUUUUCCUGCCUUCAGCUCAGCAACACACGAACCCUGCGCCCCACAACUCUGUGUGUCUUUGCCAGAAAAAACACUUGCCAAAGUAUUAACAUCCUUAACUCCCUAAAAGCGUUUCACUCAAAACCUUUCCAUGAGAAACCUCUGGAUUUCAAAACCUGCUUUGUUUGGGGUUGUUGUUUUUCACUGCCUAAACUCGAGGGAUUCUGUACAGGCUAUGUGGCUUUAAUGAACUUAAAACCUUUUGGUGUUCACUAAUUGGAACCUUACAUAAUCUAUCCUAAGAAGUGAUUUACGUCAUUGUUUAUUUCUGUUGGAUAUGUACAUAGCUGCCCCCCUUCUGUAUAUUUUACCCAGGUGACAUUGAAAUAUUACGUUGAAAGUAUGGAAAUAAUUUUAUAUGCUGAGCUUAGUAACAAUAUUAAUUGCACAAAUUCUUGUUAAUGACUUACAAGAGGCUAGACGCUCUGCUGAACUGAGAUGGGUGUCGUAUGGUGGCUUAUUUUGCCUAACACUGACUCAGAGGGCAGCCAGUUCUGACCAUUUCUUUUAGGUGAUCACAGGAUUUCAUUUUGUCGAAAAGAUCACAAGAAUACUUAGGGCACCUUAAAACUGAUUGUGCAUGUCAUAUUUGGAGAUGGUUUUGUUUGCAAAGUCCUGUUAUCUAGCCCUGACCUAGCUUUGGAAAAGCUAGGCAUUUAUCUCCCUGUGGCCAACCACCUAGGCAAAACCCCAAAAAGCAGGUCAGGGCUUGAUCUCUGCAAGGCAUAGUGAGCAGAAAGGGACACAUUUCAGGCAAACAACAGAGCACCAGACCAAACUCAUGGACCAAACAAAUGCAUAGACAAUAGGGGGCUAUGGGGCUGGAUUGAGGGAAGACCAAUGCUCAGUGGUAGACCAUCUGUCUGGCAUGCAGAGGUUUCUAGGUUCGUUCCCAGCCUCUCCAAGUAGAGUUGGGGGUGUCACCUGCCAGAGACCCCAGAAAAGCCACUGCCAGUCCAAGAAGACAAUACUGAGCUAGAUGGAUGAAUGGUCUGUUCAAUAUAAGGUAGUGGGUUUCGCCGCUGCUGCUCUCCUCUAGGGUAACCAGAUGCAAAGAGGGAUGGACUCCUGUACCUUCAAUUGAGUGGAACAGAGUGUAGCUGCGGUCAAACAUCCCUGCAUUCCAGGUUGUACCUGCCACACUUCCUGUUACUGUACAGUGUUACUGUCCCUCCACCAACCCAAGAUGGAAGAAGCAGGAAUUCAGUGGGACUUUGGUAGAAAGCCUUGGUUUUUAAGGAAGAGGGCAGCCUUGUCCAGCUCUGGGUGGACUAAUGAUGAUUUCACAACGUAACUUCUCCAACUCUGUGUAUAUGCCUACUUCCUGAGUGCAAUAAACUGGCUUAUAUUAAAUAUA